This is a messenger RNA of Notothenia coriiceps (black rockcod), 532 nucleotides long. Its product is annotated as tankyrase-1-like. The transcript has 3 exons. The record is from RefSeq and is a predicted model, not a curated record. Lineage: Eukaryota; Metazoa; Chordata; Actinopteri; Perciformes; Nototheniidae. The annotation marks the transcript as partial. Gene Ontology annotation, molecular function: protein binding.
CAACUGUGCACGCCUCAGAACGUGAACUGCCGUGAUCUGGAGGGCCGUCACUCGACUCCUCUGCACUUCGCAGCCGGGUACAACCGAGUGGCUGUCGUCGAGUAUCUGUUGCACCACGGAGCCGACGUGCACGCCAAAGACAAGGGCGGUCUGGUUCCUCUCCACAACGCCUGCUCCUACGGACACUAUGAGGUGGCCGAGCUGCUGGUCAGACACGGAGCCUCGGUGAACGUGGCCGACCUCUGGAAGUUCACCCCGCUCCACGAGGCUGCAGCCAAGGGCAAAUAUGAGAUCUGCAAACUGCUGCUCAAACACGGAGCCGACCCGUCCAAGAAGAACCGCGACGGCAACAUGCCUCUGGACAUGGUGAAGGACGGAGACACGGACAUCCAGGACCUCCUGAGGGGAGACGCCGCUCUGCUGGACGCCGCCAAGAAGGGCUGCCUGGCAAGGGUCCAGAAACUCUGCUCCCCCGAAAACAUCAACUGCAGAGACACACAGGGACGCAACUCCACCCCGCUGCACCUCGCAG